This is a messenger RNA of Bursaphelenchus xylophilus (pine wood nematode), 4953 nucleotides long. NCBI's taxonomy places the organism in Eukaryota, Metazoa, Nematoda, Chromadorea, Rhabditida, Aphelenchoididae. The record is from the annotation of a GenBank genome assembly.
AUGGUGGAUCGACCAGAGAAUCAUGAGAAGUAGAUUUUUUUUUGUUGUUAUGAGGUGGAAUAUAGCAUAGGAAGAAUUUUUUGAGGGGUUGAGAUCUACAAUGGGGGAUCUGAUCCAGUGGCAAAAAACGUAUCAUUUUGCAUCCGGGAAGUAUCAAAAGUGUGGCAAAAUGCUUCCCUCUCCAAGCGAAAAAACUUCGUUUUGAAGGGCGCGAUUUUGAAAUCGGAGUUUUUCACUUGGAGAGGGAAGCAUUUUGCCACAUUUUUGACACUUCCCGGAUGCAAAAUGAUACGUUUUUUGCCACUGGAUCAGAUCCGUCACUGUAUAUUUUGAUGCUUUAGGAAUCAGCCGGCGAUUUUUUGCCAACCGGACAGUCAGGUCAGUCAUCAGCGCGCUCCGAACGGGUCCGUCCUCGUCAACGUCCAACAAUCAAACUUCCCGGCCAGCAACUACAUGUAUUCCCAGGACAUUCCGCCCGCUUACUAUCAGAGCGCUCCGUACGCGUACGCCCAGCCACAGUACCACAGCAUCUACUCGAGCCCCAUGCAACCGGGCCCGGUGUACAGCCAGAUCCCCGCCGAAAUGCCGGGCCAAGCGCCGGUUCAGCCGCCCCGAGAGGAAAAGAAGAAACGCGUGUUGUUGAUUGUGGAUCCCACCACCAAAAAUGUGAUCAACAAGGACUUUGUGGAACGGGAUGAAAAGGAUAAGGACUCGACGAGUGAGUUUGAGGGGGGAAAAUUGGAUUUUGAAAAUUUUUUAUAUUGUACUAGAGGAUUUUUGAAUUUUUGAGAAUUUUUUGAAAUUUGGAGCGAUGUACAGUGGCGGACCUGAUCCAAUGGCAAAAAAAGUACCAUUUUGCAUCCGGGAAGUAUCAAAAACGUGUCAAAAUACCUCCAUUUCCAAGUAGAAAAACUUUGUUUUGAAGGGCCCUCACAAAAAGAGAGGAUUGAAAUCUGAGUUUUUUCACUUGGAGAGGGAAGCAUUUUGCCACAUUUUUGAUACUUUCCGGAUGCAAAAUGGUACAUUUUUUGCUACUGGAUCAGGUCCUUUACUGUAACGGAAAUUUAGGCUGUCCUUGAUGAAAUAACCUCUCAUGUUUUCAGCCGCUCGUGUCCCAACUCCUCAACUCACCCCCGAACAGCUGAAGGAUCAAAAGAAGAACGAGGUGGUCAGCAAAUUCAACCAAGCAGUCAUGAAUCUCGCCUACGACGGCGAGAACAAGGCGGCCGCACAACCCCGACGACCUUCGCCACAGCCAAGCCCCGCCAAGCCGGCGGCGGUGAAGCCGGAGCCCGAACGGAAGGAGGAAGCGCCGCCAAAGACGCCAACCCCCGUUGUGGAAUCCCAGCCCGAGCCAGUCGUGGAAAAACAGCCCACUCCUGAAGUGGAGAAAGUCGUAGAGGAACCAGUGGCCGACGAAACGAAGGACGAGGUCGAGGACAAACCCAGAAGCUUCUACAGGCCGCCAGUGAUAAGGGAACGCGACAGUUCGGAACCGGUAAGAUUUUCAUGGAUUAUAUUAGUAUUCUGGGUUUAGGCAACGAAUGGUACCGAUAUAAGCGAACCUAAUGGAAUCCAGGAGGAGAAUGGAGCGUCGAGAGUGGAUACCCCGGAUAAGGAAGCCGAAAAUAUCGAAAAAUUGCUGGCUCUCCAGGCCAAGGCCGAGGAGCUAUACCAGAAGGAGGCGGAGAACAUUGAAAGGAAGGAAUAUAGCAGUGAAUUGAUCUACUUUGUGCGGGAAGUUGUGAAUGUAAGUGAUUUGAAUGAAGAUUGAAAAAGAUUUGGGAUAUUGUACUUGAUAUUAGACAUGACUUUGACGUUCUUUUUUAGAUCUACAAGAAGACCCCAACCCCUUGCGAUGAGGGCAUGCUCAAGGAAAGAGAACUCCACAUUGAAGGAAUGCCCCAGGCCAACCAGAAUCGACCCAAAUUCAGCGGCGGAGGCCAUCCCGGCGUGUACAACUUUAACCCUCAGUGGAACGCGGGCGGACUUGGCUCGGGCGGCCUCAAACGAGUCCCAUACGCGGGCCGACACUCGGAGAACACAAGGAACGCCCGCAAGAAGGGAUCGAUCACAGGCCGCGCCAGUCUCGACCGAACCGCCAGGAACCCCCCUCCACAGCCGCUGGACAACCUAAGGAAGGCGGAGAAUGCAUGGAAACCGAAGAGACGAGAGACCGGCUCCAUUGACGAUGAGGAGCUGAAGUACGAGAAAUUCAGAAAGGAAGUCCGCUCGAUAUUCAACAAGAUCACUCCGUCCACGUACGAGGACUUGAAGGACGAAUUCCUCAACUUGAAUGUGGAUUCGGACCUCAAAAUGCAGAAGAUUGCCAUCGAUUUGGUGUUCGAUAAGGCCGUGGAAGAACCGAAGUUCUGCACCCUCUACACGAACCUGUGCAAGGCGCAAAUCAGCGCCACUGGAAAGGGGAAGGACUCGUUCUGCCGAGCAUUGAUUCAACGCGCCCAAUCGACCUUCCAAGGCUCCGGAGAGAUCCAACAACUGAUUGCGGAAGUCCGAAAUGAAUUGAGUCAACUCCCGGAGGAUGCGACGCCAAAACAAAGGCAGGAUAUCCAAGAGAGGUUAGACCUGUUGGAAGCCAAGGAGAAACGAGUAUUGCUGGGAAAUAUCAAGUAAGUUUGGGUGGAGUUUUGAUUGUUUGAAGGUUUUUUUGUGGGAAUAAGGUGUUAUCAGGACUUGGGGAGGUUUGGGUGGGGUAAGGAUGGACCAAAAAUGCAACGCCACAAAAAAAUAUUUUUAGUUAAAAUUCCUAAAAAAUCUACUAGUCAAAAAACAAAAAAAGUCGCUUUUUUUGUGAGACUGAGGUCUUAUCGGGACUAAAAAUAUUUUUUGAGGAGUAUGCGGAUUUUUGUUGAUAUAAGGGAGAUUGAAUAAAAUUUGAGUGUUAUAACGUAAAAUAAAGAAAAAAUUGGAUAAAAAUGGCUUCAUUGAAACUCGACAGAAUGAAAUUGAACAGAGUAUGGAAAUCGGAUAGGAGGAAACUGGUCAGAAGGAAACUCGACAGAUUUUUUUCACUGCAAAAAAUAAUGGCUUGAUAAGAGAAAAUCUAAUAGAGAUUGCAUUGAAAAAAUCUAUCGAGUUCCCCUCUGACCAGUUUCCCCUUUUCGAUCUCCAUACGCUGUCCAAUUUCCUUCUGUCGAGUUUCCAUAAAGCCUUUUUUAUCCAAAUUUUGAUUUAUUUUUCGUUAGAACACCGAAAUUUUACUUGGUCUUCCCUUAUAUCACGAGGAAAGUACUUCUAUGGGGUAUGGAGUUACAGGUCGAGUCAUAUAUCAAAAAAUUCGCCAAAUUUUUCUGAUUCAGAAUAUGUAAAAAUUAGCUGCCAAAUUUUGGUUUGUAAGGGUGAAAAACCCCUCUGAACUUUUCUCGCAACACCAUGAAAAUGCGCCUUUUUUACAUUGGAACUACUAAUUAAGGUGUAGUAUAAAUUAAAUUUGAUAUUUUGAGGCUGGUAAAGAUACCAGAGUUUACUUUAGCUCAAAAACAAGCUUUUUAUUUGGUAAAAACUUGGUCAAAAGCGUGGUGUUUCGAGAAAAGUUCCGAGGGUUUUUUCACCCUUACAAACCAAAAUUAGGCAGCUAAUUUUUACAUAUUCUGAACAGAAUUGAUAUAUGACUCGACCAGUAAUUCCAUACCCCAUAGAAGUAGUUUCCUUGUCAGAAAAAUCCCCAUACUGCAAAAAAAAAGAAUGUUUUUGGUCCCGAUAAGACUUUAGUCUCACAAAAAAACUACUUUGUUUUUGACUAAAAGUAACAAUAGAUUUUUUAGGAAUUUUAAUUAAAAAAAUUUUUUUGUGGCGUUGAAAAAUUUAGCCAGAGUUUUUUCAUGUUUUUCAUAUGAGCUCUACUUCUUUUCAUAACUUUUUAUUUUCAGAUUCAUCUCUCACUUGUAUGUGGCCGGAAUUCUCGCCGAUGUUGUUGUUGUUUCGUGCGUUGGAGCCCUCUAUGAGAGUUACUUGGUAAGUAAAAUUUAUUAUUAUUUUUUUUUAUUUUUUUAGAUGUUGAAACGAAUCUAUUUUUAACUUUUUUGGUUUCGUAUGUUUGUGACUUUAUUUUGAAUGUUUGCAGAACCAAAAAGAAGAGACCUUCCUGCAAUACGGAAUCGAACUGAUCGAAUUUGUCUCCGGCACCUACUUCAAGAAACACAACUUGAGCGGUGAGACGAAGAAGGACGACAGCGUGGCCAACUUUAUGGACUGGCUCCCCACCAUCAAAGGCAGCGUGUCCAGCAAGAUCAAGUUCAUGAUCAUGAACUUUGAGGACUUUAGGAAGGGGGGAUUCGUGAAGGAAGAGAAGGGCCCGAAAACGAUCGCUCAACUUCAUCAGGACAUCAAAAAGGAAGAGGAAAAGAAUAAGAAUGAGAGAAUACAGGUAGGAGAUUGGAAUAGUGUAAAUUUAGCGGGGAUUUUUUGGAUUUUGGGCCAUCAGUGGCAUGGUGAAUAUAAAAAAUGUUGAAUUUUUUGAUGAUUUUUUAAAUUUGAGCUCAUUUUUAGUACGAUGCGAUGAAAGAGAGGGAAAAGGAUCGAAACCGAAACCCGCGCUCGGGCUACGGCGGCCGCGCCUCCUACGAGAAGCAGCCGGUGGACAAGGACAAGCGGUUGAAGGCCUUCAACGCCUCCGCCAACACUGGGAUGUCGGUGUCGAAGUCGGGCUCCAUCCGCCAAGCCGCCGCCAACAACAAGCUCGGCCGCACCGGCGGCGCCAAUUUCUACAAACAACUCGCCGAAAAGAAGGAGGAAUCGGCCUCGGAAACGACCCCACCCGCCCCGGCCGAAGAGGUGGAGGAUGGCUGGACCAUUGCCGGAGGCAAGAACGCCGUUUCGACCGCCAGAAUCCCGUCGCUGGAGCGGAAAUCGUCGAAUACCCCCACCUCGAAUGGGUCAGAACCAACGUCGGCGGCCGGCUCCAGAUCCGCCAGCGAGGCCCCGCCAUCGUAG